GGUUGGUUGGUUCGCACGUCGGCGAGGCGGGUCGAGUUGGGUUGUGCCAGCCAUGUGGUUGCUUCGCUGGCUCCAGCUCGUGGUUACUGGAAUCGGGUUGAAACUUUUAAAUUGAUUUUUUUUUUGUUUUUCCCUUUCGCGACGCGGUUUUGGGUGGAUGUUCUUGGUUUGGUUGGUGAGAGGGAUCUGUGCGCGGUAAAAAAACAUGUCGUGGGGUUCUUCCUGGAGAGGAUCUCAGUCCGUUCUUCUUGGGGGUUAACUGGGAGUCCAAAUGAGCCCAAGACCCAAGAAAUUUCUUCCGUGGUGGAAAUAUUGGGGCUUCUGAUCGGAGAGACAAAGACUGGGGUUUUCUUUUCUUGAUUUGGUUGGUCAGAAGAGCCUAGUUGACGCUGAAAAGAUUAAUUUCGUUGGGCGUGGUAGAUUUGGCUGCGGAGAAAAUUGGCAGGGAAGCCCGAUAGAGUCAGACAGUGAAUUUAGUCAAAGAUGCCUCAUGCUUCUCCGCAUUGCAAUUGGGUGGAUUGAUUCCCUUUUGCGUGGUGGAAAGAAAGAUUGCAAUGAUUUUGCUGCAGGGGGAGUCUUACCUUGUAGACUUGGGGUCUGUGCUGAUGCAAAAAAGUUCGCUUGCAAAAGUAGUCCGGUCGAGUAAAGGAUGUUACCUCUGAUUCUUUAGUUGCAACUUGCAAAGGGGAUCAAUCAAGUCAAACAUUUGUUUUUCUCACUUUGCUUUACACUGGCUAUGUCGUUUAUUGGGAACGAGCUCAGUGAGUAUGAGAAGGUGUCUUUUUGUGCUGAGAUACUUUUUUGUUAUGGCUUUUAGUAAGCAAUCAGAUUGAAAUCAUGGAUCUUUACUUGUGAAUGGUCAACUUGUAUUUUGGAACGUAUUUGCUUAUUUUGGGUUUCUUUUGUGUUUGAUUUGCUUAUGAAGAGAAUAAAGUUGAGUCAAACAUGAGGUUGCUAGUAGUGUGAUGAUCCUGCGAUCAAUGGUUAAACUGUUAGUGCAAGGUUUUUGUUUAAUCAAAGACAUAUCUUAGUUAGCACUUCAGAUAAUUGUGUUCCCAAAAAACUUGGUCUAUGGGCAGACUUGUGAAGGAAAUUAUGACCUAAAACACGUCCCUUGGGAUAUUAAAAGGGCAUCAGUAAAUUUCAGAGUCUCUUGUGGUUGUUGAAUUUUGCUUCAGUAGGUUCCAGUUAGACUACUCUGAUGUAAGUUUUCCAAGCCUUCUGUAUUCCUUGUACUCUUUUCCUUCAUACCAUAAUAGAUUCAGCCUGGCAAUCUUUCCACCAAUCCUGAAUAAAUCUCCUUGCUGCCCUUUGGUUCUUCAGCAAGUCAGCAUGAAGUUAGGUCUUUCUUGCUGUACAAAUGUUCAAUUCUAUUGUAGAAAUGCCACAUAUUGUUCAUAUAGUAAUUCAGGGCAAAUUAAACUAAUUCCAUAAAAUAAGUUAUAGGAGGUUUUCAAAUCCUGAGUGUCAUCCAGGGGGGUUAUGCAAUUUCUCCGGUGGUUCAUGGUUUGUUUAGUGAGAGGAGUCAUUUAUGGUGGUUAAUGAUACUUUUAUCCCUUUUCUUUCGGUCUUGUGUUUCCUUGGAAUACUUUUCCUAGCAGCAGCAGCAGCAGCAGCAGCCUAACUAGCUGAGAUAUUUUUUCUGCAUGAUGGAACACAGUAUAUAGUUUUUUAAUUAAAUUGUGUAAAUGCAAUUUAGUCAAGUUUGUUUCAAUAAGUCAUCAACUUUUGUUCCAUUUAUCUUGAAGCGGAAUGAAAUAUUGUUACUCAUUUAUUGCCAAUAUCUUUACAAGAUGAUGGAUAUAAAUCUUUGACCAUCCUGGUUAUUUUGGAUUUGCAAUAGGAUAUGGAGGGUUUUCUUACCUAAUGGAGCCACUUUGGUGGAUAGGCAUGAUUUCUAUGAUUGUAGGUGAAGUUGCUAAUUUUGCUGCUUAUGCAUUCGCUCCUGCUAUUCUUGUCACUCCUCUUGGUGCACUCAGUAUAAUCAUCAGUGCUGCACUUGCACAUGCCAUUCUAGAGGAGAAACUGCACACCUUUGGUAUACUUGGUUGUGUUCUCUGUGUUGUUGGAUCAAUCACAAUUGUACUCCAUGCUCCACACGAGCGUGACAUUGAUUCUGUAAAGGAAGUAUGGGAUCUUGCAACUGAACCAGCUUUUCUUUCCUAUGCGGCUAUAGUAGUUGCAGCAGCCUUAGUUCUUAUAUACUUUGUUGUCCCUCAUCAUGGACAAACAAACAUCAUGGUGUACAUUGGAGUGUGUUCUCUUCUGGGAUCACUCACGGUUAUGAGUGUAAGAGCUCUUGGAAUUGCAUUGAAGCUAACAUUCUCUGGAACAAACCAAUUAUUCUAUCCUCAGACUUGGGCUUUUGCACUAAUUGUAGCCACCUGUGUGAGCAUCCAGAUUAACUAUCUAAAUAAGGCACUGGACACCUUUAAUACAGCAGUUGUCUCACCAAUAUAUUACGUGAUGUUUACCUCACUAACAAUUAUAGCCAGUGUGAUAAUGUUCAAGGAUUGGGAUCAUCAAAAUCCGACACAAAUUGUUACAGAGAUAUGUGGUUUCAUGACUAUCCUUUCUGGGACAUUUCUCCUUCACAAGACAAAGGACAUGACUGACAGUACUGGACAAUCUUUGUCCACACGACGCCUAAAGCGUGCUAGUCAGAAUGGGCUUACCAUUGAGGUCAUACCACUGAAAUGCCAAGAUUCUGUGGAUGAUGAGACUUUGCCGUUGUCACUUCCCAAGGCUGACAAUGGCUACCUAAAGGAGGAACAUCCUCUUAGAUACAAAGACUCGAAUAGUUUCUGAUAGAUAAUUCUGCGCCAACACUUGGUAGGAAUCUCUUGGGCAUCUUUUUGCUCACAAUGGUCAGACAUGAUUGGUUGAUGUAGAACUGGAAUUGGAGGUUUUACCUCAUCUGUGGCCUUAGAUAGAUUGGGGUCACAGGUUAUAAGUUGUCAACUGUGACUUGCCUGUUUCUGAAUGAUGAUUUCUUUGCUAAGGAGCAAGCCAGAAGGAUGCCAACGUUCACGCCAAUCAAGUGCUAGUCAUCCGGGAAUACCAGUUCUGGAAAAGCAUUUGAAGUGUACUUAGAUACAGUGGCGUCAUUUACUAUACUAUUUUUUUAGGAAGUCAUGUGUUAGCUGCAAUGUGAUAUCUGAUUUUCUAGGAAGGUGCUAUAUAGCAAAAUUUCGUGCUUCAUUUUUCCUUACCUGUAAUUACCUCAUAAAUUGCUGCCCAGUUGUCAAUGUGUAUACUGAAUGUCUGAGUCUGUGUAAGUAUCAAUCAUCCUUUCUGAUAAAUAGUUGAUCAAUUCAA
Messenger RNA from Phragmites australis (common reed), 3318 nucleotides. RefSeq names its product probable magnesium transporter NIPA4. The transcript is spliced from 9 exons. Gene Ontology annotation, cellular component: membrane. Gene Ontology annotation, biological process: magnesium ion transport. The coding region runs from base 1867 to 2808 and encodes 313 amino acids. The record is from RefSeq and is a predicted model, not a curated record. NCBI's taxonomy places the organism in Eukaryota, Viridiplantae, Streptophyta, Magnoliopsida, Poales, Poaceae. Gene Ontology annotation, molecular function: magnesium ion transmembrane transporter activity.